GGGCUCGGCCUCGCCAUGCCCCGCCCCAAGCCCACCCCCCGACGGCGCGGCCGCCCCCCAGCCCCCCCAUCGCCCCGGCCGCGGGCACGCAGGCGCCGCCCGGGUCAGCGAGCACUGCAGGAGAUCCGCAGGUACCAGAGCAGCACCCGCCUGCUGCUGCGCCCUGGCCCCUUCGCCCGCCUGGUGCGGGAGCUCUGCCUGCUCUUCACCCGGGGGGUCGAUUACCGCUGGCAGCGCAUGGCCCUGCUGGCACUGCAGGAGGCAGCAGAGGCCUUCACUGUGCGGCUGCUGGAGGACGCGUACCUGUGCUCGCUGCAUGCCCGCCGAGUCACCCUGUUCCCCAAGGAUCUGCAGCUGGCCCGGCGCCUGCGGGGCCUCGAGGGGGGGGGCAUCUGAAGGGGGACCCCCUGAACUCCUGUACAGAGACCCACUCCCUGGGACCCCUGUACCAGGACCCCCACCCUGGCGCUCUCUCCUGACAAUCUC
Messenger RNA from Corvus hawaiiensis (hawaiian crow), 486 nucleotides. It is a transcript of the gene CENPA, whose product is annotated as centromere protein A. NCBI's taxonomy places the organism in Eukaryota, Metazoa, Chordata, Aves, Passeriformes, Corvidae. The coding region runs from base 16 to 396 and encodes 126 amino acids. Gene Ontology annotation, molecular function: DNA binding; structural constituent of chromatin; protein heterodimerization activity. Gene Ontology annotation, cellular component: nucleosome. The record is from RefSeq and is a predicted model, not a curated record. The transcript is spliced from 4 exons.